Scophthalmus maximus (turbot) is the source of this 2028-nucleotide messenger RNA. It is a transcript of the gene tdh2, whose product is annotated as L-threonine dehydrogenase 2. Gene Ontology annotation, biological process: L-threonine catabolic process. Bases 255 to 1385 code for a protein of 376 amino acids. The record is from RefSeq and is a predicted model, not a curated record. Gene Ontology annotation, molecular function: L-threonine 3-dehydrogenase activity. Lineage: Eukaryota; Metazoa; Chordata; Actinopteri; Pleuronectiformes; Scophthalmidae. The transcript has 8 exons.
UAUUGCAGGGGUUGCCUCAGCAGGGCGCAGAGUUUGCCCUGUGGCGGCCUCAGCUCUCUCCACAGGCAGAUGAGCAGGUGGACUGGCCGGGAGACCUGCAGCCCCCCACCUCCUCAGGAACACCCUCGUGUCCUCAUCACAGGUGAUACAAAUAACACUGUCAGUGGCAAAUAACUGCUGCUUCCGUCUAAAAUGUAUUUAUUCAGGGAAAAGAUGGACUUUUCCCCUCAGCUACCCAAACGCUGGGUCCGUUGAUGCUGCCAUUGUUUUUUCUACCAAUUUCCCCGUGCGGCCACUGCUUUGCACUGUCUGGCCACAGAGCAGUUACAAUAGGGGUAGAAGGCCUUGCUCAAAGGUCGCCGUUUAAGGGAGCGGAGAGCGGCACGGAACACUUCCGAAAAGAUCCUCGGUUUCAAAUGACAAGAAAUGUAGGUGGCCUUGGGCAGUUAGGUGUGGGGCUUGCACAAUUGCUGAGAAAACUGUACGGAAGAGAGAAUGUCAUCCUCUCCGACAUCAAGAAGCCUCCACCUCAUGUUUUCACCAGUGGUCCAUUUGUAUACGCCGAUGUCUUGGAUUACAAGAACCUCAGAGAGCUGAUUGUAAAUAAUCGUAUCACUUGGCUGAUCCACUACAGCGCUCUGCUCAGCGCUGUGGGUGAGGCGAAUGUGGCUUUGGCACGCAAGAUCAACAUCACAGGCCUUCAUAACGUGCUGGACCUGGCCCUGGAGAACUGUCUGCGCCUGUUUGUCCCCAGCACCGUUGGAGCUUUUGGUCCCUCUUCUCCACGUGACCCGGCCCCAGACCUCUGUAUCCAACGACCUCGAACCAUUUACGGCGUGUCCAAAGUGCAUGGAGAACUGAUGGGGGAGUAUCUCCAUCAUAAAUAUGGCCUUGACUUCCGCUGCCUACGUUACCCAGGUGUGAUAUCGGUCAACAGCUCUCCUGGAGGAGGAACAACAGACUAUGCCGUUCAGAUCUUCCACGAUGCUCUCAGCACGGGUCACCACGAGUGCUACCUACGACCCGACACCCGUCUUCCCAUGAUGCACAUCUCCGACUGCCACCGCGCCACGGUAGAGUUCAUGCAGACUCCAGAGAGCCAGCUGUCCCUGCGCACCUACAACAUCGGCGCCAUGAGUUUCACUCCAGCGGAGGUGGCCCAAGAGAUUCGCAAGCAUCUCCCCAACCUGAAGGUCACCUACAACCCCGACUCUGUCCGCCAGACCAUCGGUAUUACGACAGACAGCUGGCCAGUGAGGUUUGAUGACAGCAAUGCCCGGAGGGACUGGGGCUGGGCGCCAGCCUUUGCGCUUGAAGAGCUGGUGUCAGACAUGUUGCAUUUGAUUCGAGACAAGCGGACCAAUGAGGGUUUGCCAGUCAGCUAGCAAAACCUGCUCAACAAAGAUCGACCAAUGCCCCACCCCGGACUUUUCUUCAGCCUGCAUCUACCAACAACUACAAUCAACCACUGUCCUGUGUUACUCUGGCACAUUAUAAUAAUGAGUAAAUAAGUCAGAACCUCUCACUAUACAGUGGACAGUGAGACGUUGCGCACACAAGCACACACGUUUCAGUCUUUGUUGUUUUUAAUUGUUCUCCUGGUAUAAGCAUCACUCAGGUGCAACAGAAAAGUAUUAUUUGUUAAGCUUUAGAUAAUUUCAAACGUCAUAUUUAUCCCAUGCGUGGACACAACAGUCUGUUACAAUGUUUACAAAUAUGGACUAGAUGCAUAUUUAAAGUAACAAACCUGUUUUACACUUUGCUUCCUAACUAAUAAGUCUUUAAUGAUUUAGUCUAUCAAGUGGGAAUCACACAGUGUACACGACCCCACUACUCUUGCUGUGGCAUCUAACUGGAAGCCUUCGUUUGACUUUUUUUGCCCAGCAGUGUGAUUUUUGGUGAUGACGAAGUACCAAUAACCAAUGAAUCCUUACUUACUUACUGUAGAUUACUUUUGGAAAACAAUGUCUAAAAUGCGGUGUUGUUUGUAUCGGACCUUGAAUAAUAAAAAUGUCAUUCAGCCAAACA